Molecule: messenger RNA, 1518 nt
Organism: Enterobius vermicularis (human pinworm)
Lineage: Eukaryota; Metazoa; Nematoda; Chromadorea; Rhabditida; Oxyuridae
Source: the annotation of a GenBank genome assembly
AUGAUCAGCGGCGCAGCGCAACAACAUAAGCGCCGUUUGAUUCCACUCCGUCGAACAGAAACGAUGGGCAUCGCAGACAGGAGAACAGGUGAAAAACUAGAUGAAGUAUGGGAACAAGGUGGCGAUAACUUCCAGGUUAUUCCGUCUGACGGAGUCGAUCUUAAUGGUGAACCAAUGUUUUUAAAGCUGAAUAUUGGAGGAACAGAAUUUCUUCUAUUAGUUAACACAAUAAUUAAAUUAGAUUCGUCUUCAUUUUUAUCGAAGUUUGUACAGUUGACUCACGAUGCUCGUUUAAAAGUUGCUGACGCUUUUAUACCAAGUACUGGUGCUUAUUUCUUUCAACGCUCUGCAGUCACGUUUGAUUUUGUUUUUCAAUAUUACUCCACCGGUGUAAUUCAUCGGCCGCCAGAAAUAUGUACAGCGCAAUUCCUCUCUGAGCUCGAAUUUUGGCGUCUUCCUCAAAAGCAGGUCGGAUCUUGUUGUGCUGAAGAUUUGCCUCGCGAAGUAUCUGAAGAGAAAGAGGAAGAAAAGGUUGAUGAUCACACGUUUGACAAUUUGAUGUUUGGUAAAUUGAGGCGGCGUAUGUGGACCUUUUUGGAACGCCCUGGUUCAUCUAUGCAAGCAAAGGCCUUCGAACUCUCAUCAACUUUGUUUGUUGCUAUCUCUGUCCUGGGCUUAAGUUUCGGAACAAUACCGGAUUUUCAGUUCUCCACUGUUUUUUUACAGGUGAUACGAAAGAUGCCUCCGUAUAAUACAACAGUAACUUUUCCAAAUGGAACAGUAUCUGUUGUGGAAAAAUCUGAAACAAUUCGUCUGGAACACCCGGCCUUUGUUUUUACUGAACGCAUCUGUAUCGCCUUUUUUACCAUUGAAUACUGUUUACGGAUAUUUGCUGUGCCAAGAAAAAUUCGAUUCGCAUUGAAGCCUCUAAAUUUGGUUGACCUGCUUGCCAUUCUACCUUUUUACUUGGAACUGUUGUUAACACUGUGCGGUGUUGAUGACAGCAAAUUAAGGGAUUGGCGGUGGGCGUUUUUGGUUGUACGUAUAUUACGGGUACUUCGAGUAAUACGUAUAAUCAAAUUGGGGCGAUUCAGUUCUGGCCUCCAAACAUUUGGGAUGACACUCCAAAGAAGUCAGAAGCAACUUCAGAUGAUGACUAUUGUACUUCUAACAGGAGUGGUAUUCUUUUCUACUGUAAUUUAUUUCCUAGAGAAGGAUGAGGAGGGAACUCCUUUUACGAGUAUCCCAGCAGCAUACUGGUGGUGCAUAGUGACGAUGACUACUGUUGGCUACGGCGACGCUGUUCCGGCAACAUCAAUGGGAAAAGUUGUUGCUUCGGCAGCAAUAAUGUGCGGCGUAUUAGUUCUCGCGCUCCCAAUUACCAUUAUUGUUGAUAAUUUCAUAAAGGUUGCUCAAGACGAACAGCAAGCAGAACAACAAAAAUUGGAGAUGCAACGACAAGAGCAGGCACUGAAGGCAAUGCUCAAUUCUUCAAAAAGUGAUGAUUAUCAGUGCUGA